AUGCGACGGAGCAAUCUGAACGGCAGCAACUCCCAGAACAACCACUUCCCUUUCACGACCCCGAGCGUCCCUCCAGCGAUCCGCCACAUCCUACAGAUCCCCGAGACGCCCGCCCCGGUACCGCGGAUAAGGGGUCCUCAGAGACGUGCAAUCAAUGGUCGGCGUGGACCACCUGGCCCGCCACCGCCUCGCAGCUGGGUCUCGCUUGCGCAAUCUCGACACGCGCCACCGACCUUCAAGGCAGACAUCGCGGGACGGGUCCAGAGCUGGCCGCUGUCGGGUGCCUAUGCGCCUGGCGAGGGGACCUUAGUGGAUAUGGUGCUGCGACGCAUGGCGUUGGACUGGGAGCAGCAACGAGACUGGAACAGGUAUUACCUAUAUACACUACCGAGCCGGCUGAGAACAACGCUGCUGGGGCAGGUGGCCGAGCUUUACGAGCCCGGGGUGUCGAUCAAGGACUUGCGUCUUGUUCUAACAGGUCCCUUCGAGGAAGAGCUCGCCAAAUAUGACGUUGAGAAAGUUGAUGCUGGCAAGCUGAAUGCGGAUGUCUUCUACUUGGAUCUGACCGGGUCUCUGGGGAAGUCCCUGACGCUGAAAGAGCUGAGCGAGCUGCUUCACCCUCCCAAGGCAGAUCUGGAAGACGAUAUCCAGGAAUCCUGGGACGAGCCAGAGCUGACGUCCGGCCCAGCACAGCUGCUGCCCAACCUGACGCACCUUUCUCUCGCUGUCGAUCCCGGCUCCAAUGCUGCGGUGUCUUGGAAACAGCUCCUUUCCUUGGCGGGCAAGAUGUCUCAAUUGACGCAUCUGAAUCUGGCCGGCUGGCCAGAACCCUCUCUGACACCAAAUGCCAAAUUCGCAAAGGUUACCUCAUCGUCCACGGGACGAACUGUUCAGUACGGUGGCACGGGCCCAUACAGUCAUAACCUUGAUGGUGACUGGUCGGAGGCAAUAAUGGUGCUAAAGCGCUUGAGCAAAGCUCUCUACGGUCUGGAGUACCUCGACCUAACAGGCUGUGCUGACUGGUCCCCGGCGCUGAUGAAGGAGUCGGAUGGGGACUUUACUAUCGAUUUUAUUGACUGGGUUGGCGACUGGGGCAAGGUCGCGACGCUGCGACUGAACUCCGGCUACGCGCUUACCGACAAUUCGUCGAAGGGCCAGAUUAUGCAAAUUUCGGAUUGGAUCGACUCUGCGGCGGCAGUAGAGAAGCAUAUUAGGGCCCAGCGGUCCGGAAGAGGCCGCUGGAUCACAGUUGAGCGAGAUACUCUGCCUGAUAGCGCGAAGACUAUUGUAGAGAACGAGCGGCUUAGGGCGGCACUGGUCUCAGCAGCCUGGUAG
Molecule: messenger RNA, 1335 nt
Organism: Anthostomella pinea
Lineage: Eukaryota; Fungi; Ascomycota; Sordariomycetes; Xylariales; Xylariaceae
Source: the annotation of a GenBank genome assembly